GCCGUUCACGGCCUGAAUUUGUCUACGCGGCUCGGGGGAGACGAGUUUUAUUAGACUAAGAUUUUCAUUAUAAAUAUCCAAAUCUGCCCGAACUUCAGAACCUUGGCUUUCCCUCUUGAUCGUCUAUACUCUUUCGUCUGAAUUGUUAUGUUUCCGUAAUCGCAAUCGUCAAUCACAUCCAGCCUCUCCAUAGCACCUGUUCGAAAGCAGUAAAAUUGCACCCCGUAUAGCACAAUGGUUCGGACCAACCUGGAUGAAGAGAAAGCCGGUUACACAGCACCCACGGUUACGGACGAUGCCACGAGUGACUACGUUCCGGCGCACUUGCGCCAAGCUCCUGACACCGGAAUUCUUGGCAAGCUUCGUGGCUUUGAAGAGGCUCUAGAUCGAAAACUGGGAGUCGAAUCGCACGGCAUUGCGCGCAAACUCCCGGAGGAGCGCGAUCCUGCUUAUGCGAAAUGGUCGAACCAGCUUGUCAUGUUUGCCCUGUGGGCUUCGGGAACGAUGAACCUCUCGUGUUUCGCUACUGGCUUUUUAGGCUGGGAACUAGGCAUUGAUCUGCGGCGAAGUAUCCUGCUUAUUGUUUUUGGGACGUUGGUUGGGAGUGCCGUCACUGGGUGGUGUGCGACGAUGGGGGCGCCCACGGGUCUCCGCCAGGUGUCCAUCUUCCGGUACUCGCUCGGCUGGUGGCCAACCAAGUUCCUGGCGGUCUUUAAUGUGGUUGAGCAAAUCGGCUGGUCCUCAGUAGGAUCUAUCACUGGUGGUCUGGCCUUGGCGGCUGUGUCUGAUGGGAAGAUUGGAAGCGAGCUCGGCGUCAUCAUCGUCGCCGUUGCCGGCUUUAUCAUGUCCUUCCUGGGACUGAAGGUCGUGUUCCAGUACGAGAAGUUCGCGUGGCUCGUUUUCCUCGUCAUAUUUGCCGUCAUGUACGGCGAGACGGCCAAGUUUGGAAACCUUGAAGCGCCAGCGACAGCGGAAGGUUCAACUUUCUCUGGCGUGGCACUUACACUUUUUGGUGUUGUAUAUGGAUCAUCAGCCUCGUGGGCGAGCAUCGUAUCCGACUUUUACGUGGAGUACCCGGUUAAUACACCCAAAAUCAAGGUGUUUGUGUUGACGACACUUGGAAUAUGUGUACCAACCUGCAUUGGUAUGUUACUAGGCGCCGUGGUCGCCUCUGCCCUGCCGGGCAACGAUGAUUGGAGCACGCAAUAUGAUUCCGGGAUCGGAUUUCUUGUCCAAACGAUGAUCUAUCCCCAUGGCUUCGCCAAAUUCAUCCUCUUCCUCCUGGUACUUUCGGGUGUCGGCAUGAACUCUAUUGCCAUCUACAGUGCUGGCCUAUCCAUUCAACAGUUCGCACGCCCGCUGGCUGUAGUCCCCAGAUUCAUCUGGACUUCCAUCUGCUUCGUGGCCAUCAUUCUGCUCGGCCUGGCUGGGCGCGACCAACUGCUGGUUUACCUCGAGAAUUUUUUGAGUCUGAUUGGGUAUUUCACGACGUCCUUCUUUGUGUGCCUGAUCGUCGAGCAUUACCUGUUCCGUCGCGGGUCGUAUGAGAACUACGAUCUCGACGCGUGGAACGACCCAAAACGCAUGCCCAUCGGGUUCGCCGGUGGCGUAGCUUUUGCUUGCGGUAUUGUUGGAGCUGUACUCGGGAUGCAAACAACAUGGUACACUGGUGUCCUUGCCCUUAUGAUUGGCGACUUUGGUGGCGAUAUUGCGAAUGAGCUAGCGUUUCUUUUCACGCUGAUUGUGUAUAUUCCGGCGAGAUAUUUGGAAUUAAAGGUGGUAGGGAGGUAAGGACGAUGUUACAUGUUUUUUUUACAACAUGGGACUUUUAGAAUAUACGUAAUGAUAAUGAAACUCUAAGUUGUUGAUAUUUGGCAUGUUGAUACAUUAUCACUAGAGUCUCAACGUAUAUAUGCAUAUCAAAUUGUUAUUGG
Molecule: messenger RNA, 1934 nt
Organism: Pseudomassariella vexata
Lineage: Eukaryota; Fungi; Ascomycota; Sordariomycetes; Amphisphaeriales; Pseudomassariaceae
Product: permease for cytosine/purines, uracil, thiamine, allantoin-domain-containing protein
Exons: 5
Coding region: 235-1791 (518 amino acids)
Biological process (GO): transmembrane transport
Cellular component (GO): plasma membrane; fungal-type vacuole membrane
Molecular function (GO): transmembrane transporter activity
Source: RefSeq, a predicted model, not a curated record